AUGGGGAAAGCCGUGGCGAAAAGGCAAUGGUGCGGAUGGCUAUGCCUCAGCUGCCUCUUACUAUACCUUGGAGUGGGCAAAGGCAACUGGACGGAGAACAAAGGUGGCUACAGAAAGGACAACAAGAAGGAGGACUCCAAGGUCCUUUUCCCCUCCUACAACCAGCAGCAACAAUCCAACAUCGUGGUGAUCGCGGAGCAGAAGCACCAGCAGUCCCUCAAGGGAGCCGAAGACGACGAUGUUAUCAAGGAAAUCCAGCGAGCAGUGAAUGCUGCCCGCAAGGCAGAACAGAAGGUCGCCAAGCUCCAGGCCGACUUGCAGAAGGGCCAAGCACAAUGGCGUGGGUACGAGCAGGCUUUGAAGAAAGCCUAUGCCUCAGAAAGAGCAAAGUUCUUGGGCGACCAGACCAAGUUGAGGCAGGACUUGACGGAAGCGUUGGCUGCACAAACAACCACUCGUGGUGCGCUCCGGGCAGCAGCAGUGAGGCAGCUGCAGGAUGCUGGGACAGUUGCUGCCGGCCCAGACGUAGAGAUGGACGAUGCCUGGAUGGCCCUCAUGAAGGAUACGUCCUUUGUGGAAGAGACGGAGCAGAACCAGGAAUUGGAUGGCUGGCUCCGGGAAGAGUUGGAGAGGAUCGGCAGCCCCAACACUGCGGCGGCCGCGAAGGCCAAGAUUCUUGCGGCAAUGAAGGGAGAGCCCUUGCUUUCUGCUGGCGACAGAACUUUCACUCCAUUGAGGCCUACCCGUACUGGCUUGCCUUCGCCUACAAAAGGAGACCCUGUGGCUGGGGACAAGCCUGGGGAGCGGACUGCAAGAGCACUCUUCCCCUUUGGAAGUCCGCCUGGACGUGCGAGAAUGGAAGAAUUGAUGGCAGUCACCAAGGCAACUCAGUACAAGGGCGAUUCGCCAGCCAUCUCGGAUCCCUACCUGGCCUCUCCGACAUUGCCAGACCCAAAGCCGAAGCCAUCUCUGGCAGACAAGCUCAUGGCAGCAAGGGCUACAGCUGCACAGAGUCAGAAGAAUGCUGGGCCUCGCCAUGUUACAGCGGACGUCUUCAUCGACGACGAUCACGAUCACCUGGAUGUGCCGGUACCCUCUGGAUCCGACCUGGACCUUCUGGAUGGGUGA
This is a messenger RNA of Symbiodinium pilosum, 1128 nucleotides long. Lineage: Eukaryota; Dinophyceae; Suessiales; Symbiodiniaceae. The record is from the annotation of a GenBank genome assembly.